AUGAAAACCGACAACCUCUACGACUUGGAAACGGCAUCACUCCGACAAGGGGCCGAGGCGAAGAUCUUCGACUGUUUGUACCUCGGCAGACCGGCGGUGAUCAAGGAGAGGCUAGAGAAAAAAUUCCGGCAUCCAAUUCUCGAUCAACGUCUUCGAUCACAACGGUUUCGCGCUGAACUACGCGGUCUGCGCAAAGCAGCCGAGAUCGGCGUCAACAGCCCAGCCGUCUACUUUGUCGAUCGGGAUGCGUUCGGUGUCAUCAUACAGCGAAUACCAGGGCCCUCAUCGAAUGAAUGGGUUGAGGAAAGGCGACGAAAAGACGCAGAAAACUUCUUGAAAAUAACAUCACAAUUCGCCAAGGAUCUAGGAACGGAUAUUGCGAAGAUGCAUCAUGCUGGAUUGAUUCACGGAGAUCUAACAACGUCAAAUGUGCUUCUAAAAGACGGCGAUGCUUCACAAAUAUAUUUCAUCGAUUUCGGGCUAUCUUCAUUAGGAAAAGUGAGCCCCGAAGACAAGGCUGUUGACCUGUACGUGCUCGAGCGGGCCAUCCAGGCGUCCCAUAUAAAUUGCGACCACCUGAUGCAGUUGAUCAUCGAGGGAUACAAGAAAUUUGACGCGAAGCAAGGAGAAGCUGUUUACAAGAAGUUGGAAGAGGUUCGCCUACGCGGCCGGAAGCGUGAUAUGGCCGGC
Messenger RNA from Mesorhabditis spiculigera, 690 nucleotides. The record is from the annotation of a GenBank genome assembly. NCBI's taxonomy places the organism in Eukaryota, Metazoa, Nematoda, Chromadorea, Rhabditida, Rhabditidae.